AUGGCUCCCUUCACUCUCUACACUCACGCCGGUAAGACCGUUCUUUCCCCCUUCCCGAUGCACUGGGAGCACCUCCACUCAUAUAUGACUGCAGGUCCCGGCCCGAACCCGGUCAAGGUGGCCAUGGCCCUCGAGCACCUCGGCUUGGACUACGACUGUGUCCCCCUCGGCUUUGGUGAGGGCAAGGGCACCGUCAAGGAUGCCGAGUACACCUCCAAGGUCAACCCCAACGGCCGUGUUCCCGGUCUGAUCGACCACAAGAACAACGACUUCACCGUCUUUGAGAGUGCCGCCAUUCUGCAAUACAUUGCUGAGAAAUACGAUGCCAGUGGCAAACUCGCCGGCAACACCCCUGAGGAACGGGCCACGAUCAACAAGUGGCUCGCUUGGCAGGUGUCUGGUCUGGGUCCCUACCAGGGUCAACUGGUCUGGUUCCUCGCCUUCCACGAGGGUGCCCACGGUGAGAAGCCCAACGGCUCCGUGAUUGCACGCUACCAGGCUGAGGUGGAGCGCCUGCGUUCUGUGCUGGAGAAGCAUCUCGCAUCCGCGGACAACGGAUUCGUGGCAUUGGGCCGGUUGACCAUUGCUGACUUUGCCAUCCUGCCCUGGUUGAAGAUCUCCGUGCUGGCUGGACCUGCGCUGAAGCCCUUCGAGGAGUACCCGGCGAUCAAUGCCUACAUCCAGAAGCUGGAUGCACUGCCGGAAGUCCAGGCCGCCUACAAGAAGGCUGUGCCUCCUAUGCAGUAA
Penicillium oxalicum is the source of this 747-nucleotide messenger RNA. RefSeq names its product glutathione S-transferase family protein. The record is from RefSeq and is a predicted model, not a curated record. Bases 1 to 747 code for a protein of 248 amino acids. Lineage: Eukaryota; Fungi; Ascomycota; Eurotiomycetes; Eurotiales; Aspergillaceae. The transcript is spliced from 2 exons.